GCUUGGGACGCAUGCGCAUAUAAAAACCCGGAAGUGACCCGCACAAUAGAGCGGAGUAGUUCUGAGGGCUUUCCAGGCAAACUCUGCUGAUAAAAAAGAAGAUGCUGCUCCAUUUCACGAAAGAUGUUUUACCGGAUUCUGUCAGCACCGACUUCCAGAACCUGAACAAGUUCAACGAGCAGCAAUUUAUUCGUCUGAUUGAAAUUCUGUUCCAGUUCUUGCUGGAGCCUAAAGAGACCGAGAAGUUCAUGCAGCAGCUCAGUGAGUUUGCAGGGGAACAUGGGAUAAGUGCCGGCCCUCUGAGGAACCUGAUGAAGAGCGUCCUCCUGGUGCCACAGGGAGCCCUGAAGAAAAACCUGGCAGCCGAGCAGCUCAAAGAAGACCUGGAGACGUUAGGACUGAACAAAGACAAAGCAGCUUAUUUUUCACAGCAGUGGGGCGAACACUACGCCACGCUGUCCACACUCGCCGUCAGACAGACUCUGAUGGUCAACCAGCUGGUGGACAUGGACUGGAAGUUUGGAGUGACUGUCGGCACCAGUGAAGUGCACAAAGUGGGAAACAUCUUUCUGCAGCUGAAGCUGGUGGUCAGAAAGGGGAAUUCCACUGAAAACGUCUACAUGGAGUUGACGCUCCCCCAGUUUUACAACUUCCUGCAUGAGAUGGAGAGAGCCAAGGCUAGCAUGGAGUGUUUCAGCUGAGUGUGUGUGUGUGUGUGUGUGUGUGUGUGUGUGUGUGUGUGUGUGUGGGACACUGAUGAGCCUGCCAGUUUGCCAAACGUAAUAAUAAACAGGAAUAAAAAGCAAA
This is a messenger RNA of Scatophagus argus, 807 nucleotides long. RefSeq names its product COMM domain containing 7 (gene commd7). Gene Ontology annotation, biological process: negative regulation of DNA-templated transcription; tumor necrosis factor-mediated signaling pathway. Lineage: Eukaryota; Metazoa; Chordata; Actinopteri; Scatophagidae. Gene Ontology annotation, molecular function: NF-kappaB binding. The record is from RefSeq and is a predicted model, not a curated record. The transcript has 9 exons. Bases 102 to 701 code for a protein of 199 amino acids.